Molecule: messenger RNA, 3109 nt
Organism: Eucalyptus grandis
Lineage: Eukaryota; Viridiplantae; Streptophyta; Magnoliopsida; Myrtales; Myrtaceae
Product: flowering time control protein FPA
Exons: 4
Coding region: 256-2877 (873 amino acids)
Molecular function (GO): RNA binding
Source: RefSeq, a predicted model, not a curated record
AGCAGCAGCUUUUUUGGGCCACUUUUUUCGAGUUGGAGUGGUGCGUUCUCUCUCUGUGUAGAUUCUUCUUCUUCUUCUUCAACCUGCCGAUCGUUCCAACGCUCCAACAAGCCGUCGAGCAGUGAGGAGGCGAGGCGCGAUUCCGAUUCGAACUCGGACAAUUCGGAUUCGCCGCCAUUGAUUCCGAUCGCGACCCCUCGUCUCUCCUUCCCGCAUUGCGAUCUUAUUUUUCAUGAAGCUGCCUCUCCUGCGAAGAUGAGCGGCCGGAUAGGAGGAGGAAGGGAGAGGUCGCGGAGGCUUGAGGAUAGGAACUCCUCGGGGCAGAGCAGUGCGCCGCCGUCUAGACAUCUGUGGGUCGGGAAUUUGUCUCACUCCAUUUCAGAAGGCGAUCUUGUCCGUCCGUUUCUGGAGUUCGGAGAGCUUGACAGUGUUGCUUUUCAACCAGGACGUAGCUAUGCCUUCAUUAACUUCAAAACUGAUGAGGGAGCAAUUGCUGCCCUGGAUGCACUCCGAGGCUCUCCUCUUGCUGGCAAUCCACUUAGAAUUGAGUUUGCAAAGGUGGAUAAAUCAUCUGUCUCGUCACGCAAUGAAGAGUAUUAUGAACAUCAUAGUGAACAACGCCCUUCAUUGAGGGAAUCUCCUCUCUUGCAUAAGGACUCUAGGGUCCGCCAUGCUAGUCCUGAUCCAUUUCAUCUGGAUAGACCCAAGAUGAAUGAUAAAGCUGCAGAACCUAGCGAGGUUUUAUGGAUAGGAUUUCCAGCUUCGUUGAAGGUGGAUGAAACAAUAUUAAGAAAAGCCUUCUCGCCAUUUGGUGAGAUUGAGAAGAUCACCACAUUUCCAGGGCGCACUUAUGCCUUUGUUCGGUUUAUAAAUUUAAUAUCUGCUUGCAAGGCAAAAGAAACUCUCCAAGGAAAUUUAUUCGGAAAUCCCCGUGUGCAUAUAUGUUUUGCAAAGAAUGAAUCUGGCUCGUCCAGUGGUGGAAGGAGCUCAAUAACUGGUCCUCUCUCUCCCCGUUACCAAUCCAAUGGUCGCCAUGGAUCUAUGGAGAGCUUUUGGCAUGAUAGGGACAACACUAGCUUAACUGGAAAUCCUAGUGUCAGGUCUCCUCAUACUUUCACAGACUUGGAUUCUGAAGGUCAUGAUGGUUAUGAAUUCAGUAGAAAGGGUAAUUUGAGGAGGAGUGGUUUUAGUUCCCUGGAGCACAGAAGAUUUGGAGAAGAGGAGUCUGAAUCGAGGCCAUCACAUAGUGUGUAUGAAUUCCAUGGCAGUCCAAAGAGAGAUUGGAAUGCUCACCUGCCAUAUACUACUCAAGGAUUUUCUCAAACAGGUGCAUUUUAUGAAGAUCAAUGGGACAUACCUGAGGAAGUCGACAUCCUUCAUGGGUCAAAGAGACUGAAGGGUGAUGCUUAUCCUCCUGACAAUGAGCUACCAGAGUUUCAACUCUCUGAUUUAAGACGUGAGAAUCAAGUCUUUUCUCAUGUAUUAUCUGACUCUGUUCGAUCUGAUCCCUAUGGCAUUGAGUAUGAGCAAAUGGUUGGGAGCGACCAUCCAAGAGCCUCUUACGAAAAUAUCCAGAUAGGUUCUGGUUCACUGCCAACAGCUAAUGUUGAGAGGAAAAGAAUUACUCCAGAGAUUAAACAGUCUUCAACAAAAGAGUGGAAAUGGGAAGGCACCAUAGCAAAGGGAGGAUCUCCUGUAUGUCGUGCUCGAUGCUUUCCUGUGGGAAAAGUGCUUGACAUCUUGCUGCCUAAAUUCUUGGAUUGCACAGCUAGGACUGGUCUUGAGAUGCUGGCCAAGCAUUAUUAUCAAGCAUCCGCUACUUGGGUUGUCUUUUUUGUCCCUGGAACUGAUGCUGAUAUUGGGUUCUAUAAUGAGUUUAUGCAUUAUCUGGAGGAGAAACAGCGAGCAGCUGUCGCUAAGUUAGAUGAAAGAAAUACUUUGUUUCUUGUGCCUCCAUCUGAUUUCUCUGAAAAGGUACUAAAAGUACCUGGAAAAUUAAGCAUUUCUGGUGUUAUACUGAGAUUAGAGCAACCUAGUUCCAAAUUUGGUGCUGUUUACCACCCAGAUGAGCUCAAAGACCCAAAAUUAGUGCCCUUUCAUGGGGAUUCUUUAUAUCCAAAGCCAUCAACACCUUCAGGGACACAAUUUCUAGAAACAGGUAAACUGGGGCCCAGGAAUCGAUAUCUUGCCGUUGAUGCAGCUCCUUGUGUUCCAUCUGUUCCAUUUUCAACAUCAUUGAAUGCCAGAACUAGUAGAUAUGACACUCACAGUGAGGACAGGGAUGAAUAUCUGCCCCAGCAACAAAAUCUUCCGCAAUCAAACUUGCACUAUCUGGCAACCUCAUCAAGCACAAGAAGUGCACAAUUGCAACUUCCAAGCAGCACAGUUGAUUCUAUACCAAGGAUGGUGCAAUCGAGUGCAAACUCUGGACUUCCUUUAUCUGGAAAUAACAAUAUGCCUGUUCGGGAAAGGGAAACCCUGGUUCAAUCAUCAACACCUCUUCCUAGCCUACAACCAGAACAACUUUCUCAAUUGGCAUCUCUUCUUGGACAACAGAGGCAAUCUGGAAGUGUUCCAAACAUUUCUGGAGGAAAAUCAGAUGGUUAUGGUUCACAGGAUGUAACGACAACUUCUUCUGAGCUUCCAGUGUCUCAUUUUGGUGAAAUCCAGCCUUUUCACCACCACCAGCAUCCACAGCAUCUAUUAAACCUAUCUGCUGCCUCAAAAGAAGUUCAGGCUGGAGCUCAGGGGAGUCGACAGGUGUCUAGUACUGGCUCGCUAGAAGCUGAAGCAGAUCCCCAGAAACGUCUCCAAGCAACGCUGCAGCUUGCAGCUGCUCUUCUUCAGCAGAUCCAACAAGGCAACAAGGGUUCUUAGAUAGGCAAACACAUAACUAGGUGGCUUAAAUGCUGUUCAGCUAAGGACAUGGAAGGGGUGAUGAAACGGUAUGCGUGGCAAUAACGCAGUAUAUAUUGUCACCAAGUAUAGGUUUCCCCUGGAUAAUUGUCAAUCUGCUCUCUUUUUUGCUUGACUGACAAGAUGCUGGUUUAGUAAGUUAUAAGUCUGUUCAUUUUGGUCCUUUAAGCUCUCAAUUCAUCUGGUUAAAUCU